CGCUAACAUUACAGGAACUGGCUGCGCAACAGAUUCCAUUUCCACACGUGCACAAUUGACGUCAACACGGACGCAACAUGGCGAGCCAUCUUCGCUUCGUAGCUCGGACUGUCAUGGUCCAGAACGGCAGUCUCGACGCGGCAUAUGGCGCGCUGAGCAGAGUGCUGUCUUCUGAUGGAAUAAUUGAAUCUGUAAAGCGAAGAAGAUACUAUGAGAAACCUUGUCGUGAGCGAGAGAGAAAGAGCUAUGAGAACUGUAAGAGAAUCUACAACAGUGAGAUGGCCAGAAAAAUAUCUUUGGUAUCAAGAACACAAAGACAAGAUCCAUGGCUUGGAUGUUAAGAUGACAAACUGACUGUUCAUGUUGAGUCAGACAUAGUGAUCUGCCUCAAAAUAAAUAUUCACUGGAACAUUUUACAUGUUCACCAUUAAAAAAAUAAUUGCAGGACUGUGUGUCAUAACCUUAUUUCCAUUUUGAAUAUUGUGAUAUUGUUGACUUAACAUGCUGUCUAUAAACUGCUGUAUGUUGUUGAUAAUAAAAAGCUGUCAAAUCAUAAGAACUUUUCCAUUAUUGACCACAGGUUCAUUUGUCAAAAAAAUAAUAAUUGGUGUUUUAUUGGCUGUAGAAAGUAUAUUUUCUGAACAUUUGAAAACCGAUAGCAAUUAAAAUGUGCACAUUGAGCAAAGUUUUAAAUAGUAAAUUAAUUCAAAUAAAAGGUAAACAUUUUAAAACAUGCAAA
This is a messenger RNA of Carassius carassius (crucian carp), 739 nucleotides long. RefSeq names its product small ribosomal subunit protein bS21m-like. Gene Ontology annotation, molecular function: structural constituent of ribosome. Gene Ontology annotation, cellular component: ribosome. Lineage: Eukaryota; Metazoa; Chordata; Actinopteri; Cypriniformes; Cyprinidae. The record is from RefSeq and is a predicted model, not a curated record. The coding region runs from base 78 to 341 and encodes 87 amino acids. The transcript is spliced from 2 exons. Gene Ontology annotation, biological process: translation.